This is a messenger RNA of Mesorhabditis belari, 1749 nucleotides long. NCBI's taxonomy places the organism in Eukaryota, Metazoa, Nematoda, Chromadorea, Rhabditida, Rhabditidae. The record is from the annotation of a GenBank genome assembly.
AUGUCACGCCUCUUCUUGCGAUAUGUUGUUCCACGUCGAAAGGAAGGAAUCAUUAACAUAGCAAUUGUUUGCUUGCUCCUGUUUGGAUUAUAUCUUUAUGCUAACAAGAAAAGUAGACAUGAUUCGGCUGUUCAAGUGCAACAAGUACAACAUCAUCCCAGGGACAUUGGAGAACAGAAUAGACCUGGCGCUCGCUACAUCCGUCCCGACUACUCGAAAAGCCGAACUGGCCCGGGAGAAAAUGGGCAUGCUGUCGUCCCGGGUGCUGAUGAGAACGAAGCCGUAGAGAAAGAUAUGAAGGAUUGGUUUAUGAAUGUACAUGCCAGCGAUAAAAUCUCCUUGGAUCGUAGCAUUCCGGAUGUGCGCCGUGAAGAAUGUCGAAAGAUUCAAUAUGACCUCAAGACGCUGCCCGAUGCAUCGGUGGUGAUCAUUUUCACGGAUGAAGCAUGGACCCCGUUGAUACGCACGGUGCAUUCUGUCGUCAAUAGAAGUCCUCCCGAAUUGCUGCGCGAAGUUAUCCUUCUUGACGAUUUUUCACAGCGAGAGGAACUGAAAGGACAUUUGGAUGAGUACGUGAAACAAUUUGAUGGCCUCGUCAAGAUUAUUCGCAGCGACGUUAGGCUUGGGCUUAUUCGUGCAAAACUCUUGGGAGGAAAACAUGCAACAGGUGAAGUCGUUGUUUUUCUCGAUUCCCAUUGCGAGGCCACUAUUGGCUGGCUUGAACCCAUUGUCGCUCGAAUUCAAGCAAAACCUUCAGCAGUUGUAUGCCCAAUCAUUGAUCACAUUGACGCAAAAACUUUGGCAUAUUCAGGUGAUCCGUAUGCAACGUCAAUUGGAGGGUUUUCUUGGGCUCUUCACUUCACUUGGGAAGGAAUGUCAGAAGCUGAGAGAAGUCGACGCACGUCGGAUACGCAAGAAAUUCGGUCCCCAACUAUGGCCGGUGGCCUUCUCGCGGCUAAUCGAAAAUAUUUCUUCGAUGUUGGUGGUUAUGAUGCAGAAAUGGACAUUUGGGGCGGUGAAAAUCUGGAGAUCUCGUUUCGGGUUUGGAUGUGCGGAGGAUCGAUAGAAUUCAUCCCAUGCUCUCAUGUUGGACAUAUCUUCCGUGCUGGGCAUCCAUACAACAUGACUGGACGUGGAGGAAACAAAGAUGUACAUGGAACGAACUCCAAACGACUUGCUGACGUGUGGAUGGAUGACUAUAAACGACUCUAUUACUUGCACAGACCGGAUUUGAGGACCAAAGAUGUUGGAGACAUUUCGGACAGGAAAGCUCUUCGUGAAAAGCUGCAAUGUAAAUCGUUCAAAUGGUAUCUUGAUAACAUCAUUCCUGGCAAAUUCGUGUUGGAUGAGGAUGUGCUUGCAUAUGGAAUGGCUUUCACCAAAGUCAGUGGCGUUAAAAUGUGUCUGGAUACCCUGCAACGGGACGAGAAGCUCAGUCAAAUGUUGGGCGUUUACCAUUGUCAAUCUGGUGGCAGUUCGGCCCAAGUAUUUUCCCUCUCCAACCAACGCCACUUGCGACGAGAAGAUAACUGUGCUCAAGUCGAGAAGGGAACACGAGAAGAAACUGGUAGAAUUCGCAUGCAAAGCUGUGCUAUUAAUCCACAAACAUGGACUCAAAAGGGCUCUCAACUUGUCAACGAUGCAACGGGACUUUGUUUAUCAACGAAGGAUCUAAAGCCUGGAGAUGAUGUAAUAGUUGUCAGUUGUGAUUCGUCGGACGCUCAUCAACUUUGGACAUUCCAGAAACCA